Lucilia cuprina (Australian sheep blowfly) is the source of this 2119-nucleotide messenger RNA. RefSeq names its product phosphoacetylglucosamine mutase (gene nst). NCBI's taxonomy places the organism in Eukaryota, Metazoa, Arthropoda, Insecta, Diptera, Calliphoridae. Bases 155 to 1804 code for a protein of 549 amino acids. Gene Ontology annotation, molecular function: phosphoacetylglucosamine mutase activity; magnesium ion binding. Gene Ontology annotation, biological process: UDP-N-acetylglucosamine biosynthetic process; carbohydrate metabolic process. The transcript is spliced from 3 exons. The record is from RefSeq and is a predicted model, not a curated record.
CAUUCUGUCAGUUGGUGUGGAAAAGUUAUGUGUGCUGGAGGUGAACACGGCUUUUUAAAUUAAACCAAAAAACGCUUUCUCCUUUAUUAAAACUACUUAAAAAGUAACAUUUGCAUUUAAAUCGACAUUAAAUAAUCUUGAAACAUUGAAAAAAAUGUCAAUAAACUUGAGAACAGUAUAUGCCUUCGCCCGGGAAAUGUAUCCCAAGAAAUCGAAUGCACCUAUACAAUACGGCACAGCGGGAUUCCGUGGCAAUGCCGAUAAUUUGGAUAGUGUAAUGUUUCGUAUGGGUGUUUUGGCAACAUUGAGAUCACGUAUAUUGGGCGGAUCCGUUAUUGGUGUUAUGAUAACUGCCUCACACAAUCCGGAACCGGAUAAUGGCGUCAAGUUAAUAGAUCCCAAAGGUGAAAUGUUAGAUCCCAGCUGGGAAGUCAUAGCGACCGAAUUGGCUAACGUAACUGAUCAAGAGCUCGAAGAACAAGUUGCAAAGAUUAUUAAAGAAAAUAAUAUUGAUAUUGGAACAUCAUCGAAUGUGUUUGUAGGCAUGGACAAUCGUUAUCAUAGCCCGAGAUUAUUGAAAGCCGUUGCCGAUGGCGUUAUAGCUUUGAAAGGCAAUGUCAAAGAAUAUGGCAUUGUAACCACACCAAUGAUGCAUUAUUUCGUUGUGGCAGCCAAUACCAGAGGUGCUUAUGGUCAACCCACCGAGGAGGGUUACUACACGAAAUUGAUUAAGGCCUUCGAAUCGUUGAGGGGUGAUAAACUAGAGAAUGGAAAUUAUAAAAAUCGUUUGCUGUUUGAUGGUGCAAAUGGUGUAGGCGCCCGUAAAAUGUUGCAAUUUAUUAAGAGAAUGAACAAAUCUCUAGAUGUAGAGGUUUUCAAUAAGGGAGAUGGCAAAAUAAAUCACGAAUGUGGUGCCGAUCAUGUUAAAGUUGGCCAAAAAGUACCAAUCGCUAUGCCCAUUGCCGAACCUAACACAAGAUGUGUUAGUGUAGAUGGAGACGCCGAUAGAGUAGUGUAUUUCUUUACUGAUGAAAAGGGCGUGUUUCAUUUAUUAGACGGCGAUCGCAUUGCAACUUUGGUAGCUGAUUAUCUUAUGGAUUUGGUUAAACGUUGUGGUUUGGAUAUCAAGUUGGGUCUAGUACAAACUGCCUAUGCUAAUGGUGCCUCUACCGAUUAUAUUGUAAACAAAUUGAAAGUUCCCGUAGCAUGUGUACCGACCGGAGUUAAGCAUUUACAUCACAAAGCUCAAGAGUUUGAUAUUGGUGUAUAUUUUGAGGCCAAUGGUCAUGGAACUGUUAUGUUUAGUGAAUCUGCCAAGAAAUUAAUUAACAGUGCCGCAGAAGAAGGUAAUAUAGAGGCAAAACAAUUUUUACUUGUCAUCGAUUUAAUCAAUGAAACCGUGGGAGAUGCCAUAUCCGAUAUGUUAUUGGUGGAAACAAUACUUAAUCACAAGGGAUGGGAUGUUAAAGAUUGGUUGGGCUGUUACGAAGAUUUACCUAACUUGCAAUUAAAAAUCAAAGUUCAAGAUCGUAGUGUCAUUACAACUACAGAUGCUGAAAGAAUUUGUGUCACUCCCGUUGGUUUACAGGAUGCCCUAAAUGAAAUUGUAGCCAACUACAAGAGAGGUCGUGCUUUUGUGCGGCCUUCGGGUACUGAAGACAUUGUCAGAGUCUAUGCAGAAGCAUCAACAAAAGAGGAAUGUGAGAAUCUUGCUUACGAUAUUGGUAUUUUAGUGCAAAAAAUGGCUGGUGGCGUAGGACCUGAACUUGCUCAUCCAAAUAAUUCCGUUAAAGCUCAUUUCUAAAUGUGUUCUUAUUAACUUUUUAUCAAUCUUACUUCACAAAAAGUGUAAUACUACUGUUUUAAAUGUUGAGAAAUAAGAAGAAAACUUGCCUGCCUUAAAGAGUAGUAUAAUGUUUAUUAAUUAAGACGACCAAGUAUAAAUCUCAUAUCUUUUUUAUAUAUUUGUAUGUAGAAACAAUUAUUUUUUAAUAUGUUUGUGUGUAUUUUAUGUUUUUUGUAAUGUUCAUUUUGUGUUCUGUAUUAUUUACAAUUAUUAUGCAUAGAUAGAGAUUAUAAAAAAAAUAUUAAAAAUAAAUAUCAGAUUCAGACACAGCAA